AAAUGGGCGAGAGAACUACGCAUGUACAUCAUUUAUGUAGAAUGCGAGUGGGUAAGAAGAUAUGCCCGACGUUUUUUUAUAUAUGCUAUAUACUGACGUACCUGCGUACUUGCUCAAUUUUUUUAUUUUUGACGUGUGGGUCCCCAAUUUGUUCAAACCUCGUGAUUCUUACAUAUCAUGAUCAGAACCCUUUUUGAGAAUUAUUUGGACGAACAAACAUACUUCCCGUUGUGUUAACUCUCCGUGUUGUUUUUAUUUAUUCAUUUCCUUCUUUUUAUUCUCCAUUUGAAUGUACCAAAAAAAAAAAAACUGCCGCCUUUUAAUGGCCCUUUCAAACUUUUAAAAAAAAAAAAUGAGCAAAAAAAAGGUUAAAAAUAAACAGCUAAAAGGAAAGAAUGACACAACUGGGAGGAAGCAGAAAUUUGUCAAGUUUAGAAGAAUAAGGAAGAUUAAAUUUAAAGACGAAAAGAAAGUGUUCCUUCCGAAGGAGGAGAAGGAAACGAAAGUGAAGACCCCGUCGAAAAGAAAACUUCGCACCCUUUACAAGAAAAAGGAAUUCAAAAAGAAAAAGGAGAACCAGACAAAUGAGUAUCUAACCUUGGAGAAAGAGUUAACCGGUCAGACAUUUGAUGAGCAGAGACGUUGCCUGUUUGCCAUCCGAAAUAACGUCGAGUGCAUCUCCUCCCCCCCCAAUAAGAUCCUCCAGACACUCAAACUGACGGAGAAGUACCACGCCGUGCUCCUUAUCAACACGGAAGAAAACAUGAAAAAUUUAUUUCUGGUGAAGCAAUACGUAUGUUAUGGGUACAUACAAAAGUAUACCUUGUACAGUUUGAUGGAAAAAAAAUUAUUUUUAAAAGAUGGAAAUGAGAUAAAACGAUGUGACUCCAAUAAAAUUGUAGAGAAACUGUUUAGCAAAGAUGGGAUUUAUUCCUUUCCUUCAUUUUGUGAAUAUAUAUUUGAAUGCAAAAGUAACGCUGACCAAAUAAUAAAGGAACAGAUCGUUCCUUUUAAUUUCUCCUACUUAAAUAGCGAAAUGGCGUUCGAUUUUCUGCAAUUUGAAAAUGAGCUUACUGGAUUUGUCAAGGAAGGAAUUAACGAAAUUCUGGAGAAGAUAAUUUGA
Molecule: messenger RNA, 1123 nt
Organism: Plasmodium cynomolgi strain B
Lineage: Eukaryota; Apicomplexa; Aconoidasida; Haemosporida; Plasmodiidae
Product: 60s ribosomal protein L7
Exons: 3
Coding region: 353-1123 (256 amino acids)
Biological process (GO): maturation of LSU-rRNA from tricistronic rRNA transcript (SSU-rRNA, 5.8S rRNA, LSU-rRNA)
Cellular component (GO): cytosolic large ribosomal subunit
Molecular function (GO): structural constituent of ribosome; RNA binding
Source: RefSeq, a predicted model, not a curated record